GAAAUUUCAAUGAUGACGAUUGUGGAGUUUGUACGUCCAAUGUACUUGACAGCUUGACUAAUAAUAGCCUUCCCGUACACAUCGCCUACUCAGCAAUAUGCUAAACUUCCACAUCUCCUUUUCUUCAACGGAAAAUGUGUAGUCAGUAAUUUUUUUCAACAUUGGUAGCCAUGUUUUCAUUAUCUUAAAUCCACUAUUUAGAUCAUCUACGAUCUUCUAAAAGAUUCAAUGUAAUACCGUUAAAGAGGGAUACUUAGAAAUGCAAUACCUGCGUCUACGAUUUAGGCUAACUUCUUCAUGGCAUAACUCAUGGUUAAUUCCAAAUCUCAGACAACUUUUAUUUCAGAGUUCCCAGUUCACGGGCUUCGACGUUACCUUAACGCGCCUUCUAAGGCGACCAUUGAGCUUCCCCCGGACCUAGCAGAUCGAAUCUGCUGUAACGGCUACUCUCUUCAAUCUUUGUGUCUGGCCCGAUCAGAUACUAUCCGUCGGGUUCAAACAAAAAGGUGAACUUGCUUUCGCUGAACGCAACGGAUCGAAUCCGUCGCUCCAGCAGCUCCCUUUGAUGGCGAGCUUUUUGCAACUACCGGACCCGGCAGUUCGAAACUGCCGCUUCGGUUGCUCCCAUCUAUGGUGAGCAGACAGCCUGACCCGGCGAAUCGUAUUCGUCGCUAAGGCAAGCCCCCUUCUAAGGCGGACUUUUUCAAACAGCCUGACCCGAUGGAUCGAAUCCAUCGCUAAGGCAACUUCCCAUCUAAGGCGAAGUUGUUUUUGUAACUGAACAGCCUGACCCAACAGAUCGAAUCUGUUGCUAAGGCAGUCCCCUUUCAAGGUGGACUUUUCGAAUAGCCUGACCCGGUGGAUCGAAUCCACCGCUAAGGCGACAACCUGACCCGACGGAUCGUAUCCGCCGCUAAGGUAGCUCCCUCUUAGGUGAGCGUUUAUUUAGCCGAGCCUAACGGAUCGAUUCAGUAGUUUCGGCAGGUUUCGGCGGUUUUGAUGGACAUUUCAAUAGGCCAUCCGUUCAAUUUGCACCGUAGAGCUUGCUUCUUCACAACGGCAGUCUUGUUAGGAGAGUUCCCUCAGUGGUUUUUCGACUUCUGGCUCAGCGUGUACGAUUACUUCCGUUUUGCGGCAAUGAUUUGGUACAGCUGCAGCUCUUCGCAGAAACGAUAUUUUUGAAGUAUUUUUUUCACAAUUGCCAGUGACGGCGGAGGUACUUCUUCAGAGGACCAGGCUGUGUUGCCGAGCUUCAAUGGUGAUGCCUUUUCCAUUGCACGCUGGUUCUUUCGUCGCCAAUGUGGAGUUUGUACGUCCAAUGUACUUGACAGCUUGACUAAUAAUAGCCUUCCCGUACACAUCGCCUACUCAGCAAUAUGCUAAACUUCCACAACGAUAAUAUCAAUGACGAAUCCUUCAACCUUAAAUCAUCGUCGAUAUAAAUUCAGGGUGGCGGGCGCGUUGAUUCCUCCCUGGAGCCCUUUGCCAUCAUGUACUUUGUCUUCGACACAUUAAGGCUUUUUCUUGUGUCAUUCAAAUAUGGCGUACUUCGCAAUCAUUGAUGAAAUAUUUGUAUGUGUUGGUAAAUAAACUUGUUAUGUCCAAAUUCUCUAAAAAUUACCUUAAUUCAAAUCGUUGAUUACAUUCCGUACUACGUUCGAUGAUAGCAGAAGUUUCAAGGAUUUUCUUCCACCAAAAACUGGAGCUGUUGAUUCACAAAUUUUGGGGUUUUAUUCAAUUUUCCAAAUUUGUCAUUUUGCACAACACACUCUUCUUCUUCUUGGUCUUCAAAUUCUGUUUGCUCCACAUUUUCGUCAUUGAAUUUAUUUGACUAAAAUACGCAUCGUACACCGUUGAAAUUGUAGGUCACAUAAUUGUACAUCACUAAUUCACUGCCUAAAUGCUUCUCCACACCACAAACUUGUUUAAUUUUAAUGAACUAUAGAUUUUAAAAUUCGAAACCAAAACCGAUAUUAUUUUUCUGCUACACUCUUGCUGGCUCGAAUCAUACACGUUGCGUACAACUGUAUAUGUGGAUAAUCAUUAAUCAUCACAUCCAGUAAUGCCAAUCGACAUUGAGUAAAUUCAAAUAGAAAAUCCGAAAAACCUGAAUAUUUUCGACUGUUAUCUCUAAAAUAAACUUUUUGUCAUAAUUAAGUAUUAUAUUCUUUUAAUUUCUGAUAAGUUUUCGUUCUCUUUGUUGCAAAAAUUAUUAUAAUUUUUUAAAUAUAAUAUGUUUUAUUGAAUUACAACCAAAUGUAUCGGCAACACUGCCAGCCGGUGGCCGGGUGACAAAAAAGUGUAAACAUAAACAAACCGUCAGAGUGAAUUGAACAGCAGUAUCGGAAUCGCGAUGCCGGGACCGUCGAGAAAACGAAAAGCCGCGGUUUUAAGAUGGAUAGAGAGGAAGAAGAAAGUUGAGAAUGCUGAGCCGGACCUAAUUCGUUCCAGCGCAGCAACAGAGAACCCGGAUAGGAACGAAAUCCAGCAGCCAGAAGCCACGAUUGCAGGUAAGCCUCCAGUUGGAUGGUAAUGUUUUGGUACUUUUAUCUUUCUUCUAUCCAAGAAUGGUCUACGAAUCACUUUAAACUAAAACAAAUUACUUUUUUCAGAUGAUUUUAGCGACUGUAGUGACGACUACUGCACACUGGAAAAUGCCCCAUCGGUGCCUCCCGUUCCAACAACCGAAGAGGCGUAUGCAUCGGAGUCCAUGGAGCUGUUGGAGAGAUGCUCCAACUGCGCCGAACUUCCGAUAUGCGAUAUCGACGAAUUGCCCUUACCAGAUCUUUCGUUCGACGAGACUUUGGACCUCGAGGACUUAAGUUAUGCAUCAUAUCGGCAGUCCGGCGAUGCAGUAGAUGUGGAAGAAUUAUUCACCGUGUCACCCGCACUCACCCAACCAGUUUCUCUGCUGUCCGAUUUAGCGCAAAACGAGGAGUUCUUGCUGAAAAGUUUCUCCAGCGACCACCGUAUUUCGCCUACGCUACAGUUGCCGCUUCUUGCUAAUGACGAUGAUGACGAGGAAACACAAACCGAGGAGAAAAUUACAACUUCUAAAACCAUCCCCAAUAUCGCACAGUUUUUCGUAGCGGGCUGUUUCGACAAAGAGGAAGCGGACUCGCAGGCAGCAGCUUCUUUGCCGACGGAAUCAAAUGCACGAGCCAUCGAAGCUGACAUCGCAACAGCUAACACGAUGCAGGUAGAUGAUAGUAGGACUGACCAAAGUAGCGUUCAUGAAUGGUCAAACGAAGGGGUGAUGUCAUCAAUCACAAUGGACUCAUCGUUGGAGCUUUCUGCACAACAGCAGAGCAUGGAACUCUCUAGCAAUCGUACGGAUUACUUUUGUGGAGAAGGCGAACAGGAAAAACACACACAACCUAUUCGUAUGAACUUGACAAAAUCAAAAACCAUGAUUAUCAACAUCCCAGGAAGACCACUAGAUGCACAGAGCCACAUGGACUGUUACUGUUCGGCCUGUAUCAAAAGUGCUGCGUUUCAGUCAAAGCAGCGUUCGCAGACAAUUGGAAAAGAAACAGUCCAGCAUGAGAUUAGAGAUGAAGACGCAGCUCAAGCCAAGAUGCGAAGAAUCUACGACAAAUUUGAAGGAGUACAUUUUCCUACUGGGAAAUAUGACCAUUGUCGCCCGUUCGUGAGAACUGCUAAUGAAGACCUUCGAAAAUCAACAAAAAUAGCAAAAAGGUAAAGGGGAUCUUAUGACACUGCUAUUUUUCAUAAAUUAUGUCACGGUUCGAAGAUUAACAUGUGGUUUUACAUAAUAUCAAGCGUGGGUGGUAUGAAUGGGAGGUCGUCUGAAAUUGUCGAAUUUAGUCCUACGUUAUGUAUGAUCGAUGAACGUGACGUAAGUUUGAGACAGAUUCAAGCGACUUUGAACUACAAGUGUUUUAUGGGGGGGGGGUUAUUUUAGUUUGCAACAUUCCAAAAGGACGUAACUGCGUUUUGAAACUACAAUCGUACGAAACAGUGUUGCAAUAUUUCAAUAUUAUUCAAUUCAAGCUGAAAUUAAAAAAGACAACCACUUAUUUUUCUGUUUAGCGUCGGGAUCAAUUGGUUUGCCUCUGAUCAUUCAAUUGGCACCAACCCCAGCAUCAGUCUCUAACUAGUGAUGACCGGCACAUAUCAUUCGAUUGAGUACCCAGCUAUAAAGCAUAACUUGUGUUGUCGCAGGGUUAAAGCAUUGUUUUUGUCAUUGAUCCGAUGUGGAUUCAGCAGUGUUCCAAAAAUCGCUGAAAUUUGAAGCGACUUUGGCCCAACAUUCGAUAAUGUUUCAGUUUGGUGAAAUGUUUUAGGGUUUUUCGUGGUUCAUGCCCAAGUAAUCAUUUGAGUUCAUUUGGAGUGCUAUGAUUGACUGAAAUCGAUUUGAACAAGACCACGGCCUUAAAAUCAUAAGGCAGGCUAGUAACCUAUGUUAACAUCUAUUUUGGAUGAAAAAGGUGUUAUAUAAAAAAGCAAUAACGCCCUUUUGAAAAGUUGACGCUGCAUUGGUACUUUGGUUACGCUAGACGGAUGUGGGAAGGAAGAAAGGGUUUUUGGUAUUUCUUAUCAUAUAAGGGGGUGGAUUUCAAAAUAUGUAAAUGUACCUAAGGGGUUAUCCAUAAAGUACGAUUUGUAGAAGUGAAAAAAAAUUGUAGAAGUGAUGACAAAGUUGGUUUGGAUCGAUAAAUUGUAAUAAUAGCAAGAGUUCGAGGCAUGUAGAAAUUCUAGGUACCUAAACAACUAAAAUAUUCCAAUACAUGCCCGAGUACAUUCAUAUGUGAAUCUCGGAAAAUGAAGAAUUAGCAGAGCAAAAUUAGGAAUUUCUUUUCCGCGCCUUACUUGAUUUAGCUUUUUUGGUAAUGAGAAAUUGUAUGCGUUUGCUAUUUCUUGUGUGAUUUAUAUUUUUUAAAAAUAUUUUGGUUUCUUGUUAACUAUUUCAGAUCACAAGCCGCAAAUGCUGGUGAUUUUUUUGUAGUUGAUAUACCAAAAUGGAAAAAGUUGUCUGGUCGACGAGUUAUUGAUUUUGAUUAUUUUCUAAAGUGGAUCAUUACGGCCCAAGCGGUGCACUCCAGAUGUUGCCUUGGUAUAUUAUGCCCUUAUCAAGAAGUUGUCGAAUCUAUGGCGUCAACGUUGUGGCUGAUGUGCAAUGUGUGCAGUAUAGUUGUGAAAGGUUCAUCGGAAGAACCGAGCUCUGGUACGCGACUUCGAUUUAGUACUAGCUGGGCGAUUCUGAAUACCGGUUCCACGUAUGCAAUGGCCCAAGAGUUUUUUUCGUUUUUGGACAUUCCAUUUAUGAGCAGGAGUUCUUUUUUCAAAGACGAGACAGCUAUGGACACCAUACUCGAGACUGCUCUUCAAGAAUCGCUAGACAAGGCAGUUCAGCAGGAGGUAAAUCUAGCUAAGCAGGAACUUAUAAAAAAAAAACUGCCUGAAAAUACCCCACUUGACCUUUGCUGUGAGUUAGGCGGUUCUUGGGGUCAGCGCAGCAACGGGCACCGAUACAACUCAGCUUCCGGUUGCGCGGCGAUGAUUGGCACUCGAACCAAAAAGGUGGUCCAUAUUGGCACACGGAAUAAAAGAUGUUCAGCCUGUAACCGUAAUGUAUCACGUGUACAAUCUAAUCGACCUAUCGCCCAACAUAAGUGCUAUAAAAAUUACACUGGAUCUUCUGGCGGAAUGGAAAGCGACGUCAUAAUUGAUGGAUUUCAAAAGCUGCACGAAAAAGGUAUCAAGUUUACAACUGUCAUCACAGAUGGGGAUUCAACAACGGUUUCAAAACUCAAAAACCAGUGUGCAUAUGGUCAUGAGAUCAAACACCAGUUAUGCUGCAACCAUACAUUGAAAAAUGCUGGAAAAAAACUAAGAGAGGUAAGUUUCAAGACAAAAAAAAAUUGCUCCUGUACACUUUUUGAGUUUCAUUUUAGUCCCACAUUAACCAUGCAAAAUUUAAACUCGAUCGAGAAACUAUAUUUUAGCGCCCCCGUUCCACGUUGACAUACGAUUUACCAUGAAAUCACAAAAUGAUGACUUUUUCAGCACGAGUCGUACAAUAAAUACGACUAGUGCUAAAAAAUGAUAUUUAUCAACGUGUUUGUAUACUUUUUUUGCUAUUUCGAAAAAUGCUGUUUAAAAAGAUUUUUUUCUAGGUUACAUACCACUAUUAUUGAAUGAGUACCGUCUACCCCGUCUAAAAAAGUAAAUGAUUGAUUUCUGUUGAAAAGUUUAUGAGGAACCAACCCUUCGAAGACCGCAAAGCAAUCUGAUGCAUGUGGAACCAAUUUUUGUAUGAGAAAACCGAAUAGCAAGGCAACGCUGUUCAUCAUUAACGAAAUCUAUGUAUCUAUUUAUAUAAAAGAGUCAAGAAACGAUAGAGGACGAAUGUCGCUGGUGUUCCCUUUGUUCUUGUUCGCAAACAUGCCGGGUAUGCAUACAAUGCAUACUUUUUCGCUUUGACACCUAUAUCCCUCCCUAUCUCCGCCAGCAAGACAUGUUGCGGCAGCGACGCCAGCGAUAUUAUUCCUCUAUAGUUUAUUACCCCUAUAUAUAGGGGCUUCGUGGCCGAGCGGUUAGCGGCGUCAGUCGUUUAGGUGUCUCGUAAGCCUCGGAGUGUGGGUUCGAUUCCCGCUCCAGUAGGUGUAAAAAUUCUUCACUGGGCCUCUGGGUGUAAUAUGUGUUGUCCGUUGUCAAAUGUUUGUAAUGUUCAGUCUGUAGAGGCCGCAAGGUUGAAGACGGUGUAAUUGUCCUUUCAUAUAUACAUAUAAAAAUGAAUUACUGUUUGUUUGUUUGUCCGACCCUUAUGGAUUCGGAAACUACUGAACAGAUUAACAUAAAAUUUUUAACGGGGUUUUUUCAGGCAGGGAAAGGUUCUUAGCAUAGUAUGAGAACCCUCCCCCACUGGAAAGGGUUGCCUCCCAUACAAAUUAAGUUGCGGGGCACUUCUCUGUGGAGCUGAAUGUCAAAAAACAGCAGGCAGGCAGUGCAAUGUUUGCCAUGACAACUACUAUUAAAUAAUAAAAGCUUGUCCCUUUAUCGGUCCGUCCUGACUUUGCUAAAGUAGGUAUGAUUCCUCGUGAAGUUUCCUUUCAAAACCAUUUAUCGAUUUAAUUUUGGGAAUUACGGGAUGCUCCCUGCCGUCUGGUCUUUAUAAAAGUUAUUUAAUGCGCAGCAACUCUGAAAACUAAAAACGAAGGGCGCUAGAAUUUUGUUUCUCCGAUCGAGCUGAAAUUCCGCACAGUUUAUAUAUGACCUAAUUAGUACCGACAAUGUGAAUGGGAAACAAAAUGAUAGGGACAGACAAAAUUAUCGCUUUUCUAAAAAUGUUCAACUAGCUGUAUCUUUUCGAAAAAUGCAUGAAAUAUCCUUAAAUUUACACUUUAAGAUGAUAAACUAAUCGUCUGUCAGUGGUCCAAAUUUGGAAAGGAUCAAGCUAUUCUACAAGGAGUUAGAAAGAUUCUAAAAAAAGGUGUUAUCCGAUAGUCAACUUUAAGCAAUUAUACUCCGGAUUCAUUGAAGCGAAUGCAUUGAAAUUUUGAGCAUUUAUGACUUAUAUAAUGAGCUUUGAAAAACGUUUAACUUUACUUGAAAUAAUUAAUAAGAAAAUAAGUUAUAGCGAAUUCAAUUGUUUUAUGAUUUUUGAGUAAUUUGGUCUAUUUUCAAUAUGCAUCCCAUUACUUUUUCUUCAGUUUAUUGUCGGUUAUUUUGUUACCUGCCUUCAAACCAAACUAAUAUUCAAGUCAAUUGGAGGAAAUUCAAAUGAACUAUAAUUGCUAUUUAGAAUUUUGAAACAAUGUUGAAGUUUUGGAUAAUUUGAUGUUAUAUUAGGAAAAUAAACUAAUCGUUAUAAUUUUCUACCGUGUUAAGUUAGGUAAAAAAAAAUCAUAGCCCAUUAUAUAAGUCAUAAAUGCUCAAAAUUUCAUUGUAUUCGGUCAUUGAAUCCGGAGAUUAUUACAGCUCAAAGUUGGCUAUUGGAUAACUAUACCUUUUAUUCUAAUAUUUCUCUUACUUCGCGUAGAUCUUUCCCAAAUUUGUACCACUCAUACACAACUAGUUGAUCAACUUAUGCGAGGUAUGCACUUCAACCGCAAUCGCUCAAGUAAUUUUCGUUCAGUGCAUUAUUUUUCCGUGACCGGAAUGGUCAAGAAAUUAAAUACAACAAGUCCCAUUUGAUUUGACGUUUCGUUUCAGCUCCGUACUAGGAUCCGUAAUAAAGCGACGCUUUAUUAUUUCUUGAGCGAUUCCUUGCAUGAAUUUUCCACGCAUCGAGAGAGGCCAAGACAUUUCUUGAGAACUGCGUACUACCCAUUCAAGUAAAGAUUUAAGGUUUUUUCAUGCACUUUUCAAGAAAUUUCAGCUAUUUGACUGUUUCUUGAAAAGUGAAAAAAUAUUUGCCUGUCCCGAGGAUUUUGUCUAUCCCCUGUUGUAUAUAUUUGAUUUAUUUCAAAAGACAAUUAACUUUUAUCGUGUACAAUUUAAAAAUCUUACUGCCUCCUGUAAUGUUGAAGUAUCCUAAUGUUUGGGCUGUUAUGUUUCAUCGUUUAUCUAGAUCAAAUGUCCAAAGCAAUUUGCUGAUCAUGUGACCAGCCGUAUUACGCGCAUCACGAAGGGCGUUAGAAGUGCAAUUAAGCACUGUGCGGAAAAUGGAUCCAGCGACAUUGAAGGACUUCGGCAUGAUAUUAGAAAUGUGCCAUAUCAUGUCUUCGGCAAGCAUUCGGAUUGUCGAGACUAUUUCUGUGUGCAUAAAAUCGAACCAAACGACACUCCAAGUGUCAUCGCAGAUCUCGAAAAAUGCGGGGUUUGGAAUAAGAUAGCAGUGAUAAUGGAAAAACUGGCGUCAAAGGCGGAAUUCAUAUGCGAAAACAGGACUAGUAACUUGUAUGUAUUUUGAUAUGUAUUUAUUAUCGUGGACUACUGGUAAUAUGAAUGACAAUUCAUUAAAUGGAAUCUAGUAAUUUGACUUUAUUUCAUUCAAAUUACCAACCAUCCACGGCAUUGCAUAUUUCACAUAAAACUGGACUGUGAUGAAGUUGCUGUUUUUACUAUUUCUUUUCCUGAAUUCAGAAUAAGUUAUAAUAAUUGAUAAGAGUGUAAUAAAUAAUAUUCCAUCAUUUUUAUUACACUGAAACCUCCAUUUAAGUCGAUGCAUGGCUGAUCGAAAAUAAUUUUUACCGUAUAGGCAAUGACUAAACUAUACAGUUUUAUAUUUUUUGACAAAUCUCCUUUGUCAUGCGAAGUGUUAAAAAAUAUAAAAGUCUAUAGUUUUGUCAUUGCCUGCAUGGUAAAAAUUAUUUUCAAUCAGCCAUGCAUCGACUUAAAUGGAGGUUUCAGUGUACACAGUAGAAGUUCGCUCGGUACAAACGCUUUAACUCAAAUGUUUUUUUUUAACCUCAUGUCCGCUAACCGUAACAAUUUUGCAGUUAUCGCACCUCUAUCCUUGAAAAUGAAAUGUCAACUGCGAUGUGCUGUUUUUCGAAAACACUUAUGUUGCAGUGCGAUGUUUUCCAAAUGCACAUUUGGCUCGAUUCGAACAGGUCAUAUCAGCAUAGGAAUCAUAGCAAACAUACGACCUGAACCUAUUCAAAUCGAAUGCCACAAAAUAUCUAAUACUUGUAAUGAUUAUGUUCCAGUCGCAUGUGAAAUAUGAUAGUAUUGUACAAACAUAUAUAAUUCUCGUUGAUUAGUCGUUCAGCCUUACAGUGCAACAUAUUAAAAUAAUUGAGAAUAAUCAGAUUUUACGCUAAAAGAGCUCAUAUUUGUGUUCUUUGAUAUACAAUAUCAGGUACUCGUUCCUGAUAGUUAUGUAUGUUUGUACUCUGUGCACUGAAAUAUGUAUACAUCUGCUAAAUUAUAUUUUUUUUCUCAGGGCUGAGAACUUGUUCUGUCGCUUAUGCAAAUAUAAUGUCGGUAAAAGAGUGGACACGAUGAGCCGUGGAUCAUAUCAACGGCGUGUUCAAAUAACCGCACUAAUGUGCAAUGAGAACUACGAGUGGUACAAUGUGUAUAUGGAAAAGUUCACUGGAAAUGCACCCGGAUACUGGACACAGAAGAUGUUUGCCGAAAAAAUGAAAUCCCUGGAGCGUUCAAGAAAAGCUCAGAAAAACCCCAAUUUUAGACGUCGUGCGAGAUAUACUCAACUGGAAAAGGAAAUGGAUUAUGGAGAAGCAGCUGUCGAGGCAGCGGAAAACGCAGCACGUGAAGACACGGCCAUUGACUGUAGCACAGCGAUGUUGAUGUAUCAGGUAAAGCAAUAUGCAGUAUUGAUAUAGUUACACUCAAACGUACACGCUGUUCUCUAUUAUUUUUUCACAAGAUUUCCAUGAUUACUCACUCACGAGAACAUCUAAAAUCUCGUUAGAUAAAUGGACCCAAUUAUUUUUUACCGACAUUCAUUGUUAUUUUCUGUAUGAUUUAGUUCUUUUUAUUGAUAAGUAAACAAGAAAGAAAUAGCCACACGCUUUAGAAACCUCAAGAGAUUUUGUUGGCGGUGAAUUUCGCGAGUCAAUAGCCACGCGUGAAAAUCAUCAACCAUGAUAUUCAAGAAUUUGAGUUAUUACCAACCCUGCAUGUAGUGGUUCAAUGACUUAUUUAAUUUUAUUUUUCGAAUAACAGAUACAUGAAAACACUAAACAGAAGCUCAACAACAAUAUUACAAUAACGGAAAUGGAGGAGCUGGCAAAAGGACGGAUAUUGUCAAAAUGCAUUCCUGAAAUCGUCAACGCCCGAGAAACAACUAAAUGGAAAAAGUGCGAAUCAUUACUACAAACAACAAACACCUGGAAUAUUUUGAAAACAAAUCGUGCGGUUGUUGGCUUGGUUCUGCGUGUAAUAAAAGAAAAACAUGCUAUGAACCUCGAAGAAAGCCGUAUGUUGAUAGACCCGUGCCACGAGUUUUUGUGCUGUGUUCCAGAUGGUAACUUAAAGUAGUUGAUUAUUUACCCUUAACUAUAAUGCAACUUAGUGAUUUAAUUUCAGCGAUCUCUUCGGACGGUUCGAAAAUACUUUUAAUAAAGAAAAAGGAGGCAUUAGGUAGUGUGAAGGAGCUUGCAUCAACUGCUAAAGGAGUACUGGGAUGCAAAAUGAGAGAUGGACUUAUUAUUUUGGACCGGAAUACAACCAUGGAGAUUCAAAGUGCCCUCCAUAUAUGUGGGAGCAAUCAGUGCUAUCUGUUUUUUAUGCUGGGGUCCAAUGUUUCGGAUCAUAUACUCCACAUUGUUGACAAGGAUGAAGAAUUUUUCGAGUCAAAAGUUGAGGAAAAACUGGUUGCAUUUCUAAACGACUACUUUUUGAAGAAAGUGGUGGAAAAACAAAUUACAGUUAAACAAUAAAUGAAGGAUUAAAAGAUUGUUUGAUGUAAAGUCCCAUUUCUAUGAAAUACAGGAUAGUUGAAAGGACAUAUAAAACAAAAUUCUUGGUCUCGAAUUUUUUUUAUAAAUUUUGAACUAAAUAUAUCGUAGUGUAACCAUUGAACUCCUAGACAUUUCCACAUUUUGUAAAUAUACUUAAAUUAGUAAAUAUACUACUGGAGACAAUACUACACCAUAAAGUUAGAGCUCUCGGUAUGUGUACAUUGAGGAUUUUGUGCUAAUCCCAAGCCUCAUCUAUUGGUUCCCUGUGCAAUUCCGGUAGCUCAUGCUCAUGUUCAUGCUACUGGAGACAAUACUACACCAUAAACUUAUUUCAAGACCUGAAGAAAACAUUUAAAUUUUGUGAGCCCAAUCGGGUACUCAAUAAUAUUCAUUACGGUGUAAUUUGUCCGCGUAAUUUGUCAUUUGUGUAAAUUAUUUUUAGCGUGUUUAAUUAUUUCCAGGAGUUUGAAUUCGGAUUAUUUAGCUCAUUACUACUAAAUAACCCUUGCGUCAGACCUUUUCCGUACAUUACCAGGAGACGAUAAGUGUUAAAACUGAUGGGAGUGGGUAAGUUGGUCUACUGCCAGAGCUGAAACGUGAUUUACCACAUUUUUGUGCUGUUCUAGAAUUGCUCAGUUUUCAAUGAAUCCUACUCAAUUUUGGGUAUCUUCCUUUUAAUAAACCUAAUUGACCAUUUUCUCAAUGAACCUUAAUUGACUGGAUGAUGCUUAAGAAAAUCCUGCCGAAAAAAAUAUCCUGAUAGGUGAAUUUUAAUUGACUCCACUAGAAAACAUUUUUUUUGUUUAGUUUUGCAUAUAAACAAAUGCUUUGCACACAUACUCUCACAUCGUUGAAUGACUGUUAUUGCAUCAAUACAGAUGCAAUGCAAUUAAUUGAGUGAUCUGUCGUAUCUCCUUAAUGACUAAUCUGAUUCGCCUGGUUUCACUCUGUAGUCGGCUGUACGCUUCCGCCAUCGUCUAACCAAGCAGCUGAACGGACUUUCUUUCCACUUAUCCCCGCUGUCCUUAUUACACCCUCUAAAGCAAUGUCGAACAGCAAGAUUCGAAAGGACUCGGGAGUGCCCCUGAUAGUCGAACUACGCACAUCACCAUCGUCGCCUUGAUCAAUCGUAUCAGAUUAUCUGCGAAUCCGUACUCGUGCAUAAUCUGCCAAAGCUAGUUUCGACCGUUUGUAUCAUACGCUGAUUUAAAAUCGAUGAACAAGUGAUGUGUGGGCACGUUGUAUUCGCGGCAUUUCUGCAACACCUGGCGGAUGGCGAACAUCUGGUCCGUUGUAGCGCGUCCAGCCUGAUAUUGCCCCACGAACUUAUUUGCAAUCGGUGACUGACGGUGGCAUAAAAUUUUAUAGCCAGCGCUCAGUAGUGUGAUCGCGCGACAAUUCCAGCAAUCCAACUUGUCGCCCUUUUUGUAGAUGGGACAUAUGAUACCUUCCAUCUAUUCCUCCUCCCAAAACUUGGUAAUGACCCGGUGUAGUGCUCUCACCAGUGAUUCUCCACUGUAUUUUAGAAGCUCGCAUGGUAGUUGAUCUGCUCCUAACUUCGCUAACCUCCUCAAUUCCUUGUAAGAUUAUCUUUUUUUGCCGGCUGUUCGGGUUCGUAUCGAAGUUGACCAUCAAUGUUAACUUCUUUUCCCGAUCAGCCUAGAUAGCUGUGUAGUGUCGGUAGCGGUUGUCUCAAUUGGCUAAGAAUAACACUACGGACCGCCUGAUCCAGUGGUAAGAGUCCACUAAACAGGUGACCCCUAAUUCGUGGUGUUAUGCGGCUUCAUGCUUACCGUGCCAAAGAAUGAAUGGUUAGGGGGGUCUAAUAAAAACCUAACCACAAACGGAGCCUGUGGAGAAUUAGGGCGUCCUCCACAGUAUUACGCCCUUACUGCGCUAACCGGAACAAUGGUGCAGUGGACCUUGCGUUUCUCCGAGAUAAUCAGUUGCCCUUCUUAAGUCUCAAAUUUGAGGCUAAAUAAGGGCGGGGUUAUUCAAAUGUUGUUAAUUAGCUUACAUUACUACCUCUAUGGGUUCGCUUAAUGCGUUUUCGCCAUUGGCGUUUUUCAAUUGACACCGAUUUGGUUCGUUGUUGAUGUUUCCUUUUUGUGCUGUGAUUGUGAAGAGUGUAAUCCUGUCUAGUUUGGGUAGUGGCUACGACAAGGAAACCUCAGAUCAAUUUUCAGCGUAAAAAGCGUAUGUAGCCCAAGUGGAUCUACUUCAAAAAGUUCAAUUUCGUAGGGUAACUUCUGUAUAGGUUACCUUGUGAACCCAGCUUUGCUUUUUUCAUUAUAGAUGAACUGUCGUGCCUCGAGCAUGCUAUAUUUUAGAA
Messenger RNA from Aedes albopictus (Asian tiger mosquito), 13668 nucleotides. RefSeq lists its product as uncharacterized. NCBI's taxonomy places the organism in Eukaryota, Metazoa, Arthropoda, Insecta, Diptera, Culicidae. Bases 2711 to 3703 code for a protein of 330 amino acids. The transcript is spliced from 2 exons. The record is from RefSeq and is a predicted model, not a curated record.